Molecule: messenger RNA, 543 nt
Organism: Dreissena polymorpha
Lineage: Eukaryota; Metazoa; Mollusca; Bivalvia; Myida; Dreissenidae
Exons: 1
Coding region: 1-543 (180 amino acids)
Source: RefSeq, a predicted model, not a curated record
AUGCGGAUUUCUACGGAUCUCACCAGAUUCUGGAGUAAAGAGUCGAUGGGUAUUACCCCAGAUGAGGUUGAAGACAGAGAUGAUGCCAUGAAUCUCCGUCACUACCAAGAACACAGCAUAUCAUUUACAGACGGAAAGUACAAAGCAAAGCUACCGUGGAAACAAAAUCACCCUCCGCCUCCGACCAACAAUUUUAUAAAGAAAAUAGAUGGUGUUUCCACAUCGAAACGCUUACAUUAUAUUCCUCACCACGGAGUGAAGAAGGACUCUACAGCGACUCUCAUCAGACUAGUGUACGACUGCAAUUGCCGCGCAUCAGCUGGUAGUCCCAGUUUGAAUGACUGUCUGGAGUCGACAUCGCCGGAACUGAACACUCUUACAACGCUGCUUAUGCGCUUCAGACUGAAAAAGUACGCUGUGUCAGCAGACAUUGAAAAAGCGAUUUCCGACUACGCAACAACGUUCCACGCAGCAGCUACACAUAUUAAACGCCUUCGUAGCUCACCCACCACUCAAGCAGCAUUGACAGAGAAAGGAACCUAG